UGGAAGAAAUAAAAAGCGAAGAUUGGCCCUGUUGAAAAGGAAAAAAUUGGGGUUUCUGGAGAAAGAUCCACAAAGGAACUGACAAUGGCGUCGUCGAAAGGAGGACCAGCCAUCAGGGUGCCGGAGAUGGAGAAGAUGAGCUUGGAACAGCUGAAAGCACUGAAGGAACAGGCGGAUUUGGAAGUGAAUUUGUUGCAAGACAGCCUUAACAACAUCCGCACCGCCACCGGCCGCCUCGAGAUUGCAUCGUCCGCCCUUCACGAUCUCUCCCUCCGUCCUCAAGGAAAGAAGAUACUGGUUCCGCUCACUGCAUCGCUCUAUGUUCCUGGUGCUCUCGAUGAUGCUGAUAAAGUGCUCGUUGAUAUCGGUACCGGUUACUUCGUUGAGAAAACAAUGGCUGAAGGAAAAGAUUAUUGUGAACGGAAGAUCAAUUUGCUCAAAUCGAAUUUUGACCAACUUAUCGAGGUAGCAUCUAAGAAGAAAAGUAUAGCAGAUGAAGCUGCAAUAGUGUUACAGGCAAAAUUAAAGCAGCUAUCCCCCUCUUCAAAUUAGAAAACCCCAGGAUCCUGUAGUAUCUCAUCAAUCAUGAAGACUCAAACAUCUUUGAAAGUCCAGCUCAUAACGCAUUUCCCAUGCUAAGUAAUGUUGUCUGAGUCCCAGCACUUUUCUUUAUUGUGGUUUGAAAUGGUAUGGAGGGUGACUGAUUAGCGCAGCCUUUUAGGUCGAUUUUGUUCCAUUUCAGAAAGGUUAUUGCUAUGAUAUGGACAUGUCUGAUAAAUUUAGGUUAAUGGAAUGGUGUUAGUUUGUAUUUUUAUUCUGUUGAAACGUAAGAGGCUAUAUUUUGCUAGCUUUUUGAAUACUGAUGGUGUUGAAUGAUCCUUUUUUUUUUUCACUGAGUGGAAUUCUUCUAAGUCAUCCCAAAGGCAAAGGGGUAGGGAGUGCUAUUGACAGGGCGCAGGUUAAGAGUAAGAUAAGAGUAAGAUUAUAGUUGGUGUACCUUUUUUACCAUUAAUUUUACAUUAAAAAAAUUAAGUUGGA
Rubroshorea leprosula is the source of this 1038-nucleotide messenger RNA. Lineage: Eukaryota; Viridiplantae; Streptophyta; Magnoliopsida; Malvales; Dipterocarpaceae. The record is from the annotation of a GenBank genome assembly.